Lolium rigidum is the source of this 1902-nucleotide messenger RNA. RefSeq lists its product as uncharacterized. The transcript is spliced from 5 exons. The coding region runs from base 750 to 1238 and encodes 162 amino acids. Lineage: Eukaryota; Viridiplantae; Streptophyta; Magnoliopsida; Poales; Poaceae. The record is from RefSeq and is a predicted model, not a curated record.
CCCCAUCUCCACCGGCUCAUAGAUCCCCGCUUGCAGUACCUUUGUCGGAAGGCCCGCGCGUCGUUGUGUGCGCCGCAUCCAGAGCCCAUGUCGGACUCGGAGGACGACAUCGCCAGCAGCAGGGAGGUCGCCCCCAUCGAGAGCAUCAGCAAUCCGCUCGCCGAUGUCCUCGGGAGAUCUGGAAGUGGGCUCCCGACUCCUUCCUGAAGACGCGUCUUGAGGACACUGGAUGCGCCCUCAAGUAUAUCCCACCCAUGGUGAGCCCCCUCGAUCACAACUAAUCAUUCACGCUCAUGGCUAAUUAGGGACGGCGCCAUGGCUUCCGCCGCUCUGCUGGAGACGACGGUUCAGAUCCAGCGUCCUGGCCGCCAACCUUCUCCGCACUCCCCAAUGCCCAGCACCGGCGCCUCCCUAACCUCCAUGCUCCCAACGCGCUCAGAGGAAAGCAGCCCCGUACAUGUUGGUUACCGAGCGAGGAGACAUUCCUCGAUUAAAUACGAAGUAGGUCGCCUCUAAUCAAAGUUCCAACUCUCGCUGUCGCUCCCUCCGGCCGUGACGCCGUCUCCCUCCAGUCCCGUCCCUGGUCCGCCGUUUCUUUCAGCCGAAAACGAGUCGGACGAUGACGCAGAGCCUGCUGGCCCAUCGGCCUCGGCACCGUCGGUACAUCCACAGGUGGAUCAGAGCCCUUUCCAUCUCUGGCUCCAUGUUUGGGUUGGGCGAGCCGCUCCGUCGUGGCUGACGGGAGGAAGAUGCCUUGCUGCUGCCGGCGCUUUACCCGGUUCAGUGGUGGGUGGCCAAGCUCCGCCCACGGUACCAGCCCCUGUGGCAGAGGGUUUGGAUCCUGGACGCCGUCCUCGCGGCUGCUUGCCAGGUGUUGCAGGCGCUGGGUAAGCAGUGUUUCAUGUGGUCUCCUGCACAACGAUGAACAUCUGCUCAAGCAGGAGGUGUGGCACAAUGGUGGAACAGGCAGGAACGUGUGUAUGCGGGCUUGCCAGUGCCAAACCGUGUGGAUGUCGCAUUCCGUGCAGGUGCCCUCGCUCCGGAACUGUGCCGGGCGAUUGCCUUGUCACGGGCACAGCUGGGCCGCGUCGAUUAGUUUGCAUCCAAGAGAAUGGCCGCUUGUCCAGUCUUCUUCGUCGCUUGGUGUACAUCUCCACAAGGUCUUGAGAUACUCCCGAUACGAUGCGACAGUUUGUGUAUCAAAAUUACAGGGGUUUGACAAGAUACAUAAAGGGUGACACUGUAAAGAUGAGCCAGGGAAGUUGUUGAGAAUAUGCUCAAUCAGAUUAGUGUCAGUGGAGAAGGGUACGUCGCAGUGAGCCAUCUUUAUGCUCGACCGAGUUUCUUUCGCAAGUCUAUAGAUUGGUAUCUGGGUACUUUAUUUUUUAAAUGAUUUUGCGCUUACUUGUGGCUGAAUUCGGUGAUUGCGCAAGGAGGUGAAGGUGACCAGGGCCUCGCAACCAGUUUUCUACGGAUAGGAGAAGGAGCAAAAUGCCAGGAUCUCAUACAUUGCCCUUUUUAUUACUCUUAUAAUUUGUACCUUCAUAAGCAAUGGAGGUGUCACAAUAUGCCACAAUUGCUUGCAGGCUGAAAAUUUCUACACUGUGAGCUAUAGGAGAUGUAGAAUGUGGUGGAAAGGAAAAUAAAGGGUUGCUUGUUAUUUGAGGGAUGCUGUACUUGCAAUGUGCAUCAAAGUCAAAUGAUCUUUUACAUGCCUUGUUGUCCCGUGACAAGCUGCAGAUGUACAUGGAGGGCAUGAGGGGCUUCGACGAUGUGGUGUCCCCGAGGAGCUGUCCCUGGCAUACAACAACAUUGUUGACAAUGUGUACAGUAUGUCUAUCAGAUUUCUCUAUUCCAACCAUUUAGAUUAGCUUUGUUUUUUCACGAAACUAAUUGAAUUCU